Messenger RNA from Acanthamoeba castellanii str. Neff, 996 nucleotides. RefSeq names its product DHHC zinc finger domain containing protein. Bases 1 to 996 code for a protein of 331 amino acids. Lineage: Eukaryota; Discosea; Longamoebia; Acanthamoebidae. Gene Ontology annotation, molecular function: protein-cysteine S-palmitoyltransferase activity. Gene Ontology annotation, cellular component: Golgi apparatus; endoplasmic reticulum. The transcript has 6 exons. Gene Ontology annotation, biological process: peptidyl-L-cysteine S-palmitoylation; protein targeting to membrane. The record is from RefSeq and is a predicted model, not a curated record.
AUGCUGCAGCACCUGGCGGGAGGAGCGCGGCAGCGGCACACACACGGGCACGGCGGGCGGUGUGGUGCGGGGGCGAAUCGAGAGGAGUGCGAACGGGUGCAUGGGGAUGCGUCGAUCCCGCCACUCUUCCGCCGCACCCCGGAGCUGGCCCACUGGUACGACCAGCGGCGGCAGCGCUUCGCCCGCCUCCACGCCCUCCGCUCGACGCCCCAUGUGGGCCGGCUUGCCGUCACGGCCCUCUACGCCUGGAUAGGCCUCUGCUACUUCGCCCUCCUGCGCACCGUUCUCGCGCCCCUCCUCGCCGCCUCUUGGUGGGUGCCGCCGCCCGUCGUGCUGGGGGCCGCGUUCGCCGGUUUCACGGGCCUUCUCGCCCUCACCCUCGCUCUACACAUCCUCCUCCUACGCUCCUCGCCCGGCCUCGUGCCCACCUCCUGGGUGCCGCCCGUGGUGGGGCUGAGGACGCAGCAGCAGCAGAUGAUGGCGGCCACGGCGGGGGAGGAGGAACAGUUCCCCGAACCGGGCGGAGUCGAGGUGGUGGUGCUGCAGGCCACGCCUACCCCGUCAUUGCACGGGGACGACGCCCUUGCCCGCGUCCAAGGAGCCCAUCAGCAUCACCUUGGCUGCCGUGAUGCCCACGGGGCCAGUGGUGAUGAUGCUCAUGAAGAUGACGAGGACGGUGAUGAUGACGAUGAUGCCGCUCAUGGCAGUGAUGACGAGGACGACCGUCGGUGGAAAGACUACUGUCUCAAGUGCAACAGCCUGCGACCUCCGCGCGCCCGGCACUGUCGCGUGUGCGACCGAUGUGUCCUCAAAAUGGACCACCACUGUCCGUGGGUGAAUAAUUGCGUGGGCAACAACAACUUCAAGCUGUUCUUCAUCUUCCUCUGCACUGCAUCCCUUCUGGGCGUGAGCGCCAGCUGUCUAUUUCUCCUCGGCGGCCUCCACUUCUGGCGACAGGCGCCCGUGUACCUUGCCUUACUGCCUACGGUCGACUAG